Molecule: messenger RNA, 11050 nt
Organism: Microstroma glucosiphilum
Lineage: Eukaryota; Fungi; Basidiomycota; Exobasidiomycetes; Microstromatales; Microstromataceae
Exons: 1
Coding region: 460-10938 (3492 amino acids)
Source: RefSeq, a predicted model, not a curated record
CGAACCUCAUGCCCGAAGCCACUGACUUAUGCUUGCAGAUGUAUAGCCGGAGCAUAUCCGAGUAGGGAAGGGACGCUUCCCCUCCCACGUCGCUACCUCGGCAUGGUUCUCGCGCUGCGCCCUCAUUGUCCGCCUGCUCAGCCUCGACGACGGAAGGGCGAUGCCGAGCCGGCGGCGUUAGGCGUGCCUGCCUGCUUGGGUGGCUUGUGAGUCCAGCAAUUGCCCGAGGGUCCACCAAAACGUCCUCUGCUUCCUACCAGAACCUCCACUGCGCCUCACCGCCAUCUUCUCCUCGUCGCUGACACCUGCAUCUCUGGGACGAUGUGGCCUAACACAUUCUCACCAUCCUAGAAAUCAGCCAAGACGAGACCUCUGCGAGUCAGAGAACGCGCUUCGACCCCGCCGAGUCUGAGCGCUCGUGCCUCUCGGUCGUAAGCUGACGAUACCCUGCCGUACGCCAUGGCGUCUUCGACGGGAAAGCCUGCUUCCUUUCCAGAUCCGUCAUCAUCAUCGCCAGAAUCAUCGUAUUCGUCGUCAUCCUACCUGGUCACAGCAAUCAUUUGUCUCGUUGCCUUUCUCGUCCUCUUCGGAGCAAUCCUCCCGCGCAUACCCAGGCUUUUCCUACGCGGCAGACUACGAGUGAAGUGCGUCGGUUUGAGAGGCUUGAACGGCCUGGAAUGGAGAUCGAAUGGAUUUGGGAAAAUCUCAGGUGAUCGAGGAGGAGAGCACAGCGGCGAUGGCCAACCACCUGAAGGCCUCGUGGUCAAAGUACAGCGCAUCUACAUCUCCUUUGGCCGGAAGAGGCUAGAUGAGAGCCCAAAGAGCAAGCAGGGUCGCGCAAGGAGCUGGCUCACCAUCAAUGUCCAGGGCGUAGGCGUUCGUCUGCCUCGCUCACCCACAGAUGAAGCCUCGAAGCAAAGAAAGCUCGAGCAGGCCAAGGUCAAGGCUGCAGAAGAAGAAGAGGCCGCCAAGAAGUUGCAAGAGGAAGAGGACCAGAGAAUGGAAGCUCUGGUACGAGGCGACAGCCCAGCUGCCCCCAGAGCUGGCCCCGAGGAGGCGCAAACAACGAGCGGAGACGACAAGGCCAAUGAGGGUCCUGCGCCAUGGUUCGAGUCAAGCUAUUGCUGGCUCUCGCUCCGAGCAUAUCCCGCCAUUCGCUGCAGGCUCUAUCAGGCUGCCCGAGCCAUCACGUUCUGCAUCGUCUCAAGUCUGCCCGCACUCAUGUCUUUCAUCGGGAUCGAGGUACACCGAGUGGAAGUCUACCUACAGGAAGUCGAGUCUGUUGUGAGAGUAGAGGAUGCUGGCGUAGAGUUGGCGAUGGCUCUGGUCACAGAUCGAGAGCAUUCGGGACCUAUGGGGAAGGACCGACGGGACGCUGGCAGAGUCAAAGAGCCGCGUCAACACUAUCGCCGUUUGUCAGAAGCCAUCAUCAACGUCGGUCAUACCGCCAGGGGGGCUGCGACUUCCAUCACCGCCGGCCUUCCUGCUGGAAAGGGCAGCCUCAUAAUCCGUGUAAGCGGUGUCGAAGUCUUCGAAGCCGAUCUGCAUCCGGAUGACAAGUCACGUUCCUCUCGAACCUCUGCUCGUCGUUCCAGUCAGGACUCCUCUUUAUCAUGCUCGUCGACGCGCUUUACGUCGGACACUGGUUGGGCGAAGGGUGGACAAACCGUCAAUGCUACCAUUCCCCUGGCUUCCAAGCUUCUUUGUUUGCCAGAGGUAACGCGCUUCGAGCUCGGCCUGCGGAUAGGCACGAGUCUCAACUUCGGAGGACGAGAGACUGUGGAGACUUCGCUAGAUCUGAGCAAAGCUGAUGUCGGCCUCGAUGCAUUAUACCGCAUCGUUCGAAUCGUUGAGGAUCGCAAGGCCCUACGUAGUGGCCCUAUGCCAACUGUGGCAGGAGCAGGGGGAGAUCGCUCGGCCUUUUCCCGUCAUUUCGCACAGCAGCGCAGAGAGCCUGCUGAGAAAGCUCUUGCUGCUCUGCGGACUCUCUCCGUCACAAUGCCUCAAAUCUCCUUCAGAUCUGAUACGAGACCUGGCGCGAGCGAGUUCUCGAUGGAUUCCCUCUCCGAAGAAGAGAGAAAGCGGUUGCCCUCUGCAAUCUACGUGGGUGGAAACAUCAAAGGCAUUCACGUCUCACUGAAGAACAGUGACCCGUCGGAAAGCAAGCAUCAACAUUGGCUUGGCACUUGUGGAACACACAAUCAUAGGCCCGUUGAACAUCGUCGCGCCUUCCUUGUUGAUGCUGGCUUCUCUUCUCUGCAAUUGUCGUGCCGAGUCGACGAACAGAAGGAGAGAUCAGAGUUCCUCCACCUGGACGAGCUGAAUGUCCACGUUCGGUCUACUUGGACUCCCUUUGGUCUCUUCCCUGCCUCACUUGAUGGCAAAGAGGCUUGCAGACGCUUCUUCCAAGGUGACCCCAACGAACAGUCCCUCCUUGCCGAGAUCAGCUUGGAAAGGAUCAGAGGAGAUGUGAAGCUCGACUGCGCAGCUGCCCUCCUGACGUACGUAGAGAUGAGGCGAGCUGAGCGGAGAGCAGUCAUCAAGAGGUUGAAAAUUGAUCGCCCUUCGCGGGAGACGGCAUUCGAUACACUCCUACGUCACGUACCGAGGCUGUCUAUUGGAUUGGAAGUUGGAGAGACUGCCUACCGGCUUGAUGCAGGCCGGGCACUCUCCUCCGAUUCUGCGCAGGACGCCAGCCUCAUGUUGAAGGUGCCAUCAUUCCACGCGGCUUUCCACGGCUCCUAUCGUGAUGCAUACAUCAGACGCAAUGAUAGGGAAAGAGCCGCGGCUUGGAAGGCUCUUGAAAAGGACGAGCUGGAAUGGUCACUCAAGAGCACGUACGAUAGUGAGGGUCCUGGAGCUUCCUCGCCUCGUACGCCCUCUUCUGGCUUCUCUGCCUUUGUCGGUAGACUCCGAGGUGGUAGUUGGUCUCCAACACGACGGUCGCGAUCAGCUUCCAAGACAGAGGAGCGGGGCAAGAAUGUCCCCUCACCGAACGCCGAUGAAGGUGGCAUGUCCAUUGAAGAGGCGGUGACAAAGAUGAACGAGAUUAUGAAGACCGAGGGUGAAGAGAAGAGGGUAGCUACAGAGCGGCAAAAGUCAAAGGAAGAUUCUCGCUUGGGAGCCCAAGAUCGAGAGAUCAUCAUUCCUGGCACCGCCGAUGGCAAGCCCGGGGAGCCUCAAGUCGUCAAAGUACCUGCGCGCCUCGUCCGCAGACCCUCUCUUGCGCUUAAUGAAGACUGUGGCAUCAUAUAUGACUUCGAAGGCAAUUUGACUUGUCCAGUCAUCGAGAGCUUCUUUGUCUUCACUGGCCCCGACGCUCGUCAGUCUACGAACGGCGAGGGCGGUGAUGCACAUCUGGUUCGGAGACAGCUGCUGGCGAUCAACAAUGUCGAUGCAUCGGCAAUUGGCGACAUACCUGGCAUACAAGAGCUCGGGACCAGCCGUCCUAUCUUGAGACUCACUGGACAUCACACAAAGGUACGCGGCUUUGUUGAGGAAAUCGACCUCGAGCUCUGGCAUCCCCGGGUCUUCGAGGCGAUGCAAGCAACUAUGCGGGAGAUCCAGAUUGCUCGGCGCCCCUUCGUGACCUCCGCGGCGAAGGAAGAGUACCAUGAGCCCGGCGAGUUGGGUCACCAGCCCUCGGCUUUUGCCCAGACUGCCAAGGUGGUGCACCUCAUCGACAAGUUCCGCCAUGGCCUGGACCUCUGGUUGUCCAUCGGCGGAGUACUAGCGCAUGUAGGAGGCAACGAUCCCAAGUGCGAUCCUCACCUCUGUCGCGGUGUAGGUUUCGAGGCUCGUAGAAUCGUCAUCGAAUUUGUCUGUCAAAAGAAAGCCCCUGAGCUGCUAACAACCAAGGCAGACUGGGGCGCGCGCAGCGCUUUGAUGCUACCGGAGGACCUCGUCAUGACUGCCAAUGCCCUCGCAUUGCGGCAUGGCAAGGCUGCGACUGGCAAGAUCAGUCUGUACGAGAUUGGCCUCUUCCCUCUGCUAGAUGUUGAAGAGGCGACUCUUCUGGUGAAUGAGGAUCUGAAGAGCCGCUAUGGAUCUCCAAGUCGAAGUCGGAGGCAGAAAACGCCUUCUGACGAUGAGGGAGAGGACGAGGAGGAGGCCACUGCAAUCUUCGCCGAUGCAAUUUGGGACUUUCACGAUCGUCAGCCAGCCUUCGAGACUUCUGCUCGUCGUCGCUACAAUCAAGAGGACCGCGCAAAGAAUUACAUCUUCUGGAUGCCUUACUCUGCUACUCGAGUCACAAUUCGGCCACCUGUACUCAAGCCGACUUUGGUAGCAAAACACUGCGAGGAGCUCACCAUUGAAUCUGAUGGCACAAGACUGCUGUCUUUCAGGAUUCAGUUGCUUCACUCGUACUGCAUCCUGAUCGCUGUGGCCGCUCUCAGGCGCCUGAAACCGGACAGUGCAGAAGCAGCGGUAGACGAGAAUGAUCGUUCUCUCGACGACCAACCGGAAGCUGCACCAUCCAGCAAGCUGGCGCGACCGAGCAUCUUUGUUGACCUGGGUGUAGCUGAUGUCCACGUUUUCGUCGACUUACCCGAGAACGUUAAUCUGUUCCUCCACAUCCGCCGCCUGGAUCUUCGAUGGACGGACGCCGAAGGGGGAUCAAUGCUCUGGGAGUCGCUCAUGGGGGCAGUCGAGUCGCCACGAGUGAUCGCAUCCGGACAAUGGGAGGAGAUGGUUCGCCUCAGAGAUUGGAAAGUGUCGGUCAACCCCAAUGGAGGACCUGAUGGUAAGCUCAAGGUUUACGUCAACGGCGAUGGCGCCAGUGUUCGUAUACCAUAUGGCUACGUUGUUCAUCACAUCAUCGACAGCACCUCGGUCGCCUUCAAGGCAACAAAGCAGCUUGUGCACCAGUUCGUCAAGGGUGGAGAGGACUCAAUCAUCAUUCCCGUCGGCGAGGACCCUAAGCAUGUCCCCUACGUGGACGUCAACAUCCGCAUCCUCACAAUCGAGGCGCAAGACGAUCCCAUCGAGACCAGACUCAACAUUAUCUGGCGAGCUGGUGGAGAUGAGAACCGGAUGAGGCUGGAGCGGGAAGAGGCAUUUGCAGCCAAGCUUGCCAAGCUCGAAGCAGAAAAGAAGCUACGGUCAGCUUCGAGGAGCUCAGUAUCGUUGCAGAGCAGUCGCGGUACUUCCAAAUCGCGUCCCAGAUCAAAGUCGAUUCACAGCCGGUCCAGUCGGAGCGAAGAUGAAUCUGACGAGACUAGCGGCAGCGAGACGGAGACGUCCCAGUCAGACAUUGAUAUCGAGGAGCAUAUCCAGCAGGCUCGCAGUAGGCUCGAUGCUUACAAUUCCUCGAGCUGGCUCCGCCGCUAUGCCAAUGCACGAGCAGAGCAGGGCAAGCGUGAAGACGCAAUGGUAAAAAGCAUCUUUGGUCGAUUUGCAGCCAAGGCUGCUGUCGAGCUACCCAUUGAGAUGGUCCAGCCGAGCCGAGCUGCGCCGCUCUUCCGCUCUAGUAUGUCCAAGGUCAAGGUCUCUGUAGGGCCCACGAGCUUCCCUGAGGAUCAACUACGCGAUUGGAUGCAUGAGCAGGGCAAUGGCACCCCCAAGGACCUGCCGUACAGCUUGUUGGUGCCCUUGCACCUGCGCUGGACGAUGGCGGAGUGGCGAUGGGAGCUCCGAGACUAUCCCAUCCCGCUCUUGCACAUUCCGCCUUUGAAGGCAGAUCAGGGAGAACACCUCCCAGCCUUUGAGCUCUUUGGGGACAUUUGCAUCGCUGAACACAUCUCCGAGGGCACCCAAUCCAUUCGCCACGUCCCCGCCAUCAUCGUCCCCGCCGCCACGGGACAUCCGGAUGCCUCUGAAUUUGGCAUCAACGUUCCCAAAGUCGCAAUGCCGGUCAAAUUCUACGGCUCACCAGUCGUCGACAUCAAUUCGGCGUACCCGACUCGCUUCGCAUGGGGUCAGAGUAUUCAGCCUGCCAUUGCCGACAUGGUAAGGGUCUUUGACGGAAUCAGCAGUCCGCCACCAGAUCCUUCGCCCAAGCUCGGAUUCUGGGACAAGCUUCCCCUCAUCAUUCAGAGUCGUAUCCACCUGCGCUGGAAGAACAAGGGGGAAUUGCAUCUCUAUCUCAAGGGUAGUCGCGACCCGUACUCGAUCAGUGGCAAUGGAGCAGGCUGGGUCAAGUGCUGGCGAGGUGACGUCGAGGUCAGAAUUGGCUUCAAGAAUCCAGACGGAGAGUUCUUGCAAUUCAUCAGUGACCAGUACAUCUUGGCUAUUCCAGAUCUGCGAGACUAUCAAGAUAAAGCUGCCAUGGGGACAAGCGACAAGAGUGCUGCCAAUGAGGAGAAGUCUGGCAAAGACGGGCGCAAGGAAGACGGCAGUACCAAGGGGCAAAGUAGCACUCUCUCCGAUGAGGCCAAGGAGAUGGUAGAUGGGAAACCCUCUUUGGCUACCGAUCAGUCUCGUCGAUACAUGAAGGAGCCUCAAUUCUCCAAGAUCGUAAUCAAGCUCACGAAUGGUGUGAGAUGGGGAGCUUCCCUACGACACGAACACACCUGUCGUGAUCAUAAUUGCAAGCAAGAGAAGAAGUGCUCUGGUCAAAAUUUCUACCGAGCCUGUCGCUUCUUCGAUCGUCGGCCGCAUUGGACUGUCAUCCAGCGCAGCAAAGAAUACGUGGCUACAUUGCCAGAGGACGAGCGCCACGGUGAUUCCUUCUAUGGAUGGCGAUCUGACUUUGGUCAUCUGGCGCUCUCUAUCUACUCUCCUAGAGAUGGACUCGAGGUCGACGGUGUCCGUCGCGGUCACUCGGGCGGCGGCAAUAAUCUCUACUUCUCGCCAUUGGCCUGGCAGCACUUCUGGGCGUGGCUUAGGCUGUUCGACAGCGCGAUGGGUCUGCCCAUUCGGCAAGGGAGGCUGUUCCCGACGGGUCCUCCACCCUCGCCCAAGUUCGGCCGUAGCCUGGCAACGAUCAAGUAUCGCUUCGACAUUUCUCCUCUCUACAUUUCCCACUUGUAUCAUCAGCAUUCGCGAUCAGACUGGGCAAAGGGACUCAACACCAUUCUCGGUGUCAAAGCUCGUCUGGGCGCCUUCCAUGUGGACAUGCACCAGCGCCAACAAGAGACGAUCAAGGAGCGACCAGAGCUGCAGGAAGCGAAGAAGGUCUUCCAUAAGCCCUUCUACGAGGCGGAAGCCGACCUGGGCGACAUCGACCUCCGAGCGCUCGUAGGUAGAUUCCGUGACUCGUCGAAGCGUCUGGUCGAUUACGUAAAUGCUGAUGUUGGGGCGGACGAGGACACGAAUCUACUCGACGACGGCUCAGUGGUAGGCCCGGAAGACCUCGAGUGGGUGGACCUCAAUGACUUUGUCGAGGUGGACUAUACGCCCAAUGAUGAUGAGCCCCCGGAAAUCCGCCUGAUCCAGGCUCUCACCUGCCCAAGAUUCAAUUUCUACCGACGCUUUCACACGCACAGUGAGAGGCGAGACAUGAAGAAAGGCAAGGAGGACGAGCAAGCGCCCGAAGCAACAGAAGAGUCCAAAUUCGGCAACGAGGACCCAGAGACGCACACCUGCCUGAUCGGAAAGGCUCCUCUCAACUUCCACGUCCAAGCCGAGUUGGCCAAAGCUCGGGUGAGCGUUCUGAAAGAGGAACUUGACAAGCUCGAUCAAACAAGGAGCCGCAACUCGGACGCUGUCAAAGAUCUGCGCAAGCGGAUCAAAUUGAUCGAAGACUAUUGUAAGGCGCUCGAGAAGGGUGACACCUUCGAGAUUAGGGCAACACGGCGCGGUAAUCGAUGGGACAAGGACAAGGCCGAAGCGGAUGAUGAGUCUCCCCGUGCUGGAAAAGAUGGACGGCGUAACAGUGAUGCUAAGAAGAUAGAGUCUUCAAAUUCCGCCGAUGGGGUCGCUGAUCUCUCCGAAGUUUUCAAGGAUCUUGACACCUUCGACGAUCGCUUCUUCGUUCACAACCCCGUCAUCAUCUUCUCCAAUCAGGUCCGACAUGUUUUGUUGCGCUAUUAUGCCCUCUACAAGAAGCGUAAAGGAUUCGUUCAUCAUAUGACGGCAAGGGCGAUCUACAACAUCAAGCAGCUCUCUAAGCACCUGGAGAACGAUAGCAAGGCAAGUGCGAAAAAGUCAUCUUCAAAUUUGGCCGGAGACGAGAGCCGUUCCGAGCAUUCCAAAGGUGAUGAUAAUGGCUCCAAGAGCGGCGUUGAGCUUCUCACCGGUCUUCUGGACGACACCCAGCGUUACGUUCUGGAAGACAGCGCACGGCCACGGGCUGGCUCGAGUGCUACAUCCUACAAAGAUACCUUGGCAAAUGCGGUGCUCGACACUCACGUCAACCCUUGGGAGGGCAUUUCUGAGGCAUUCGAUGUCCACAGAUCCAACUUUUGUGUCUUUCUCAAGCCUCAGAUUGUCAUGAAGAGUCAGAUCGAUGAUACCUCGACGGUCAUUCUUACCGCGAUCAGGACUCGACUGCAGAACUUCGCCGUCGUUGACCCUAGCAUCUCCGAUGAGGACUCAGUCAAUCGAAGGGUGCUGUCUCGCAACUACUUCUCCAUGGACGGACUGCAAGCUUUCCACCCCGUCUCGCACAAGAACACACCUACUUCGAGGUUCGGCAGUGGCAGAGAAGCGGUCGGGGCUCAGCUGGCCGUGCCGCUGGAGACGUUGAUCGACUUGCGACAUGAGACGGGCGCCUUCAAUAGGAUCGUCAGCAGAACGGAUGCGAGUGUCCGUUACGACAAAUUCAACCGCCUGCGGUUGCACGACUCGACACGUCCCAUCACUUCGGAUGCUUGCCAUGAGGAACCCGGUCUCGAUCAUCUGCGUCAUUACAUGGACCUCUUGCGAGUGCGAUGCCCUCGCUUUGCCGUCUCAGCCAACUCUACCCACUUCGGUGCUCUGUACAAUAUUGUGACGGACUUGAUCCUUUAUCGUGCGCCGUCCUGGCAGGAGCGGGCAAAGCAAUUGCAGACGAUGCUGUUCAGCUACGACUUCAAGGACACCUCUAUGCUCGCUGACCUAGUCAAGGAUCUGCAAUGCCGCAUUCGGCGAGCUCUCGAGCUUGACGCGGAGUAUCAAUUCCAUUUCGACGAUCUCAACGAAGAUGGAAAGGCGGACCUCUUCAGGCUCAAGACGGAAUUAUCGGACCUCGUCGAUGAGCUUCUGCUGAUCGCAGAUGCCAUUACGGAGUCGGAGGAUGCCAAAGGAGAGGAAGACAAGGACAAGAAGUCUGCUCUUCGUCUGGAGGCACAUGCGCAGGACAUCUCAUGGAACAUGAUGGGUGAACAGGAGGGAGACCUCUUGGCCAAGCUCUCCAUCAAGGGGCCUAGCUUUACCUGGCUGAACAAGGCCGACAACUCGACUGCGAAUACUCUAUCGAUCAUCGAUCUCCAGGCAGUCGAUGUGCGGCCUGAUGCUCAUUUCCCCGAGAUCAUCACCAAGUGGAACAAGGCUUUAGACCAUCCCAUGGCUAGACAGGGCCGCUUUGUGAAUGCUGUCUGGUCUGAGAUGGCGCCUGUGGGUGGCAUCUCUCUCGUUGACCAAUUCGAAUUUGAUGUUCAUCCGCUGCAUCUACAACUCGAGAUCAAGACCGGUAGGCUCAUCAUGGCAUACAUCUUCGGCAGCAAACGACAUCGUGAGGAGGAAGAAGAAAAGAAGAAGAAGAUGCUGGAGGCCCAAGCCGAUAAGCUCUCUUCAGCCGCCCAGAAGAAGCGAUCGCCAUUUGCUCGACUGACUGGAGGCAGGUCUAGUGGCGACUUGAGUCGAAACAAUAGCGAAGUCGCUACACCAGCCGACGAGCCCUCUUCCCGUCGUACCUCGAUGUCGUCCAGCAAUGCCGAUCAACAAUCCACAUUCCGCAACAAGUCCGUCUCUCAAUCGGCAUCAGCGGAGGGUCGUCUCUCCGUAGCCGAGACAAAGAAGAGUGAUCGUAGCACCGAGCGUAGCAAUGUCAAUCUGCAUGGCAAUGGGAACGACUCUGGCGCCUCGGACGAUGAAGAGGAUCUCUCACAAUUUGCCAUUGCCAAGCGCAAUGCUGAAGAGAUGCGACAUCGCGCUUCGUCGAAUCUGACCUUUUUACUCUUCAAGUUGGCUGAAACGGUCUUUUGCCUCUCUUAUAAGGGUGAGAAGGAGAAGUCCAUCACAGACGUGUAUGACCUGGUGUUCAAGGCGCCUACGAUUGAAUAUCGCAAUCGCACAUGGACGUACGAAGACCUUGUGCAGCACAUCAAGAAGGACGUCUUCAGAGCCGCAUGGGGCCAAAGGACCACUAUUGUCAAGUCGAUCUUGUCUCAUCGGCCCAAGCGACCGGAAGCGCUGCGUAAUAUCAGAGAAAAGCAGAUGCUGCUCCUCAAAGGUUCCAAGGAGACCCGCAGUGUCUCUCCGCUGCAGUUGCACGUCCAGCCUCCCACGCCAAGAACCACCUCGCCUCUACUCGGUAAUGGGGAAGGCUGGAGUCUAGGUCAAGCUUCUGUAACCAAUCGCAGUCCGGACUCUGAAGAGCGGGGCGGAGAAUUCUUGACGAGAAUGGGCUCGAAUGCGCUCUCCCCGAACCUGGAAAGGGGUGGAAGUGAGAGCGACAGCCCUACCGAUGAAAGGAACGAGUCGCGACCUCUUCACUCUGACGAUGCUGGAGACCUAGCAACUACGGAGAGCUCGGCGAAGAGCGCACCAGUGAAGUUUGGCCGGUUCCUACAGACUCGCCUGAAUCGUGAUCGGUCACGCGAUGGGAGUGGCGGUGGCGGUAGCGGUGGUAGCACUGCCGCUGGCCCAGGGAGGAGGAACAUGCUGAGAUCGAGUUCGCGCUCACCUAGCCUCACACCAGCUGGAGGGGAAGCUCAGUCGCCGGCGAGCGAGACUUCCCCGUCCACUGCUGCACAGUCUCGCGAUUCGGCGUCGGCGUCACGGCCGUCGCCGAGACGAACUAUGUCGGGGAGCGGUAGCUCGAGGGGGCCAUCUAUGAGUGGAGAUCCAAGGUAGAUAAGCGGCACUUCCAUUUGAAUGAGUAGUGAGCUCGUGUCACAGUGUCUGUUUUACGUUACUAUUCCGCUGCAUCGUCAUGCUUUCCUCUGUACAAUGAAUGGUCUGUCUG